AUGGUACCCACCUGUGAAGUGGUGAAGAAAAUUAUGUCCGGAUUAGGUGAAGAUGAAGAUGUCAAACUUCCAGAUGACCCAAAGCUGGGAACACCUGUUCCUAUUAGACAAGCAGGCUCCUCAGAGGCGGGGAAACAGAGGCCCUGCAGCGCUGAGGGAGCUCUGGUCUCCAUGGUAACUGCACAUCAGAUCCUGAUGCAGGCACACCUGGCAUUCUCAGCCCACACCCUUGGAGGUAAGGGGGCAAGGGGAGAAAUAUUUCUCUGGUCACACCUGAAGAUAAAGGCCUUACUCCUCUUCCUUCAGAAAGUGCCUCCUCUACAAAUACCUCAGCACAGGGAUGUGAAAUGCAAACCCAGACAGGCCAGCAGGGCCCUGCCUGAUGGGUGCUGUCCUCAUCUCCCUGUGCCUCCAGCCCAGCCACUGCCAGUUCAUCCUUCCAGAGAAAAUCCUGCAGGUUCUCUCAGUGUCUGGCCACUCAGCAGCCCCUCCGAUCUCUCCAGGAGGCUACCGGCACAAGCUGGAUUCUCUCAUGCAAUAGGCCUAUGUGGUCUGUGCUUGAUGGCAGCUCUUCAGCAGAAAGUUCUAGGAUGGUCUAUGGACUCCAGUUUAGGUGACCAGGCUCUGUGAAAGAGAGGGUGUAUUGUACUGACCCUUCGUGCCACACUAGGAAUUGCAGAAGUCAAGAUAUCGUCCUAGUCCCUUAGAAAAUAAUUGAGGCCAAGACUUCCUGGCAUCAGGCAUUUGGAAAUACUCCAGGAUACCAUGAUUGACACUUGACCCCCAUUCCUUCUACCUCUGACCAACCCCCAUGCUGCUGGCAGAGAAGGGAAGCUGGCAGUUAAGAUGUCCUAAGCCACUGGCAGCCCAAGUCUUUUGCCUCGUGGCCAAUCUGUGAGGCAGAAGCUGGGUUUCGUAGAGGCCCAGUUUCCCUGGAAUAUUCUCAGAUCAAGGGGGACUAGAAUGUAUUCAGUUUGCAGAUUUUGGAUUCUCUGAGGUCUUUAUAUAAGUUCAGUGAGGCUGAGAUCUUUUAAACAUUCAUCAA
Molecule: messenger RNA, 1045 nt
Organism: Symphalangus syndactylus (siamang)
Lineage: Eukaryota; Metazoa; Chordata; Mammalia; Primates; Hylobatidae
Source: RefSeq, a predicted model, not a curated record